CUGGAUCCUUAAAACAAAACCUUUUGUCUCCUGGACAAAUGACUCCCUAUUUCUAAAAGAAUAAUACUAAAUAAAUAAGAUGAGCCCACCAAGAAUAUAUUUAAAAGACCAGGCAGCUACUGAGCCCCCACACUUUUCCUGCUCACAGUUCGCAGAGAAAAUGUUCUUCAAAGGAAGAACCUGGCUUUGGUUGUACAUCACAACAGGUUUCGUUCUAGGGAGUGAACUCCACGGCUCGGAGCAUCGCGGAGGGAAUAAUUGUUUUCAGCUGAGCAGCUUUCGGUGCAGCUUUGAGGGAGCAGAACAGCACUGUCAUGCUCAGGGAGGACACCUUGCUUUCACCUGGAACCAGGAGGUUCAAGAUCUCCUCUGGGACUUUCUGGAAAAAGAAAAGUGGUGGGUCGGGGGAAAUUUAACACUGCCGGAAAAACACCAAGAAAAAAACCACCCAGCAGAUGUCACAACCCGGCCAGCCACCAAGCCCACCAAAUGCGUCUACCUGACCAGAAGUCGCAGUCAGACCUCAUCCAAAGAGGGCUCUUGCUUAGCGAAGCAUUACUUCAUUUGCCAAGCUGAUGCCUUUUCAGACCAAGAUGCCAAUUAUGAAAGAAAUGGAAACAAUUCUCAUUCACGUGGGAAGCCCAAGAGGACAAAAAGAGAAGUCAUAAGACGGAGAAGCAAAGAGACCUCAGGAGACACUCAUCUUUCAACCACGUGUCACCAGCCUGCUGAGGCUAAUACGGCCAAGACCCUAUGCCAUCGCCUCAGCCCAUUUCCUUCCGUGCCACCUGAGGUCACACCACAGGGGGUGUCAGUCACGCCUGCACCUACCAGCCAGCCUCUCCCUCUGACACCAGGGCUCCCCGGGCCUGGAUCUGUAACACGUGCUGGAAAAGCUCUGGUAGAAAUAACUUCAAGCCCCAAGGAGGACUCACACCCAAGUGUCUUCACCAGUCAUCCACAAGUAUCCUUACAGAACGCAUCUGAUCAGAUCAUAGAUGAGAUAACACGGAACUUCACCAAAGCAGUUCUUGGUUUGCGAGCUCACAACAAACUGCAGAAAGCUUGCGAGAUCCUCGAGGGACUGGCAGCCUAUAUCCCAGGAUUUUCUGAGUCAGCUCAGGUCAGGGUCAUCGAUACCCUUACAGACCUGAAUGAGCAGCUACUGCAGAGCCCAUUUCUGAACAACAGCAACCCAGGCUCCAGAACGCCUGUGACCGUCUGCCUCUUCCACUCCCUCAACAAUGUAAUGAAAGCUGGUGAAGCAAGUCGGCCAAGACAUGGGCAUCGCGUCCAGCAGGUAGAAAAUAUGCUGAAAAUGUCCUUGCUGAGCCUUGGGAGGAUCCAGGAGGCUUUUCUGCAGCAGAAUCGGUGUGCUGAGCCUGAGGUGACUCUGACCUCUUCCACUGCUGUCCUGAUGCUGAGCAGGCAAAACAUAUCAACAUUGCCUCUGAGCUCUUACACCCUCGGUGACCCAGCCCCUGUGAGGUUAGGCUUUCCAUCGGCGUCUGCCCUGGAGGAGCUCUUGAAAAAACACCCAGGAGUUGAUGUCCAAGUAACAGGACUGGCUUUCAAUCCCUUCAGAGACUUUGACAAGAAGAAGAUUGUUGGAAGCGUCGGGAGUGUGUUACUAAGCUCUAAUCAUAAAUUGCUUCAAGUCCGUGACUUAAUGGAGGAUAUUGAGAUCGUGCUCUGGAGAAAUACGAGCGUGGAAACCCACCCCACCAGCCUCAACAUGAGCACAGACCACUUUACUAUCACGGUGAAUGUCACCUCCCUGGAGAAGUCCCUCGUAGUGUGCAUAGAGCCUGAAGGCCCCCUGUCACUGACACUCCACCUGGGGUUCCAGCACCAGCCCAACCUCACCCACUUCCACCUGCCGAAGGAGAAGGUGUCGCAGAAAGAUGAGGAAUACACAUGGGUGCUGACGCCAGAGAAACUGCGGUAUGGGGUUGGCACCUACUACAUAACAGCUGUGUUGGAUAAAAGCAAAGAGGGCACUCAGCGGACGCCCACCCAGCUCUCGGUGGUCACUGCCGUCACUCAGUGCUAUUUCUGGGACAGCCUCAACAGCAUGUGGAAGAGUAGUGGAUGCCAGGUCGGGCCGCAGAGCACGCUGGUAAGGACACAGUGUCUCUGUAACCACCUGACCUACUUCGGCAGCGAUUUCUUCCUUGUGCCCCGGACGGUGAAUGUGGAAGAUGUGGCUGAGCUGUUCCUUCGAGUGACCAGCAACCCGGUCGGGGUGUCCCUGCUGGCCAGCCUUGUCGGAAUCUACAUGCUCAUAUUCGUGUGGGCUUGGAGGAAGGACCAGGCCGAUGCACAGAAGGUGAAGGUCACCAUCCUGGCUGAUAAUGACCCCAGCUCUCAAUUCCACUACCUUAUCGAGGUCUCCACGGGCCAUAGAAGAAGGGCCGCGACGACAGCCAACGUAGUUAUCACACUUUAUGGAUCAGAGGGGCGGAGUGAGCCCCACCACCUCUGUGACUCCCAGAAGGCAGUCUUUGAACGCGGGGGACUGGAUGUGUUCCUCCUGGGCUCUCCAUCCUCUCUGGGGGAAUUGCACAGCCUGCGGCUCUGGCAUGACAAUUCUGGCGCCAGCCCUGCUUGGUAUGUAAGCCAGGUGACCGUCACUGACAUCGCAGGUAAAAGGAAAUGGCAUUUCCUGUGCAACUGUUGGCUGGCCAUGGACCUUGGAGACUGUGAGCGCGACCGGGUCUUCAUGCCAGUCUCAAAGAAGGAGCUCUUUUCCUUUAGACACCUGUUCUCCUCCAUGAUCAUAGAGAAGUUCACCCAGGAUUGCUUGUGGCUCUCAGUCGCAACUCGACACCCCUGGAACCAGUUUACGAGGGUCCAGCGGCUCACCUGCUACAUGACCCUCCUUCUCUGCAACAUGGUCAUCAACGUCAUGUUCUGGAAGGUGAACAGUACCACCACCAAGAGAGAUGAGCAAGCUCAGGCGGGCCCGUUUGCUGUGACCUGGUCUGAACUGCUCGUCAGCAUCCAAACUGCAGUCAUCUUUUUCCCCAUCAGUCUUGUGAUCGGGCAGCUUUUCCCGUUGAUCCAACCACAGGAGCCUCUGCCUGUCUUUCCUCCCAUCCAGGCCUCCUGCUCCUCGGAUGCUUCUUCAGAGCCUCUCUCUCUCACGGAGGUGGUUGAGGAAUUAAAGGAAACUGUGGGAUUCCUGCUCAGGAGAAAUACGUACCUACUCUCAGAGUGCGAACCAUCUUCAUGGCGUUCUGAUAGCAUAAACGAGCUGCUGAAGCUUUUGUCCAGCCUCAUCUGUUCUUACUUAGAGCAUCCGGGCUGUCCCCAGCAGGCAGGACACUACUGCGCAAAUGUGGUUCCUGAAAACCACUGCCAUUUCUGCAGUUACCUGCUCAGAGUUCUGCAGAGGCUCCAAUCUCACUUACAGACACCAGGUCCCACCCAGGCCGAUCACCCCAGUGACUUCCUUGAUGCAGUCCACCAACUGCAAAGACUCCAGGAACUCUUGGAAACCCAUGUUCUUCCCAUAGAGCAAGGGCUAUCCAGGGAGGCAACCAGUUUCCCCAUCCUGAGCCCAGAAGAAGGGAAGCAGCGUGUCUCUAAAGGCUGGCACAGAUGGUUGACAUACUUCUGCUGGCUCCUUCUGGGUGUCACUAGCCUGGCCUCAGCCUUCUUUACAGCACUUUAUAGCCUGGACCUGAACAAAGACCAAGCCACCAGCUGGGUUAUUUCGAUGAUACUGUCAUUGCUUCAGAACACCUUCAUCAGCCAGCCAGCAAAGGUGAUCUUCCUCACGCUGUUCUACUCACUGAUGCUGAACAGACUGCCACAACUUCACAGAGAGAAGGAACAUCAAACCAGGAGGAUCUUGGCACUCUGGGCAAGAUGUCCUUCAUCAUUACCUGGUUCAAGAGAUAAGAACAACUCCAUCUAUGUAGCCCCCACUAUAAACAGUCCAGUUAAGCGCCCAGAAAGAACCUUGAAAGAGAAGAAGUUCUUCAAGUUGACGGGAGAUGUUUUAGCACAAAUCCUUUUCCUUACCCUGUUGAUGACUACAGUCUACUCGACGCAGAACUCCAAUAGAUUUUACCUCCGUCAAGCUAUCCACAAGAGCUUUUCUCAGCGUUUCUCAGAGAUCAAACUUCUUAAGCAUUUCUACACCUGGGCUAAUAGCACCCUCCUUCCCAACCUGUACGGGGAUUACAGAGGAUUUAUUACUGAUGGAAACUCCUUUCUUUUGGGCAAUGUUCUACUUCGUCAGAUUCGCCUUCCUGGUGCCACAUUCUUUUCAACUCAACUAUCUCUCCGAGAACAAGUGAAGCCAUCUCACCAAGUUCAGGAGGAUACAAAGAACUAUGGGGUUAACUGGGGGCCCCCUGAUAUAAACAACACGAAAUCGGACAGGAUCUGGCAUUACCAGAAUCAGGAGGCACUGGGUGGCUACCCCAUUCAGGGAGAAUUUGCCACUUACUCUGGAGGAGGGUAUGUUGUGAGACUUGGAAGAAACUCCAGUAAUGCACGCAGAGUUCUACAGCAACUUGAACAGAGCCAGUGGCUAGACCAUUGCACCAAAAGCCUUUUUGUGGAAUUUGCGGUCUUCAAUGCUAAUGUGAACCUGUUCUGUGUAGUGACCCUGAUUUUGGAGUCCAACAAUGUAGGUGCUUUCUUCACCUCCAUGAGACUGGACGUUUUAACUUCCCUUCAGAUAUCAAGGAACUUUGCCUGGUCUGUCACAUCACAAGUCAUCUACUAUCUACUGGUCUGUUACUAUGCCUUUGCACAGGGUCGCCAGUUGAAACAGCAGAGGUGGAGGUUCUUCGUGAGGAAAAGAAACCUUCUAGAUAUGAGCAUAAUCCUCCUUAGCUUUGUCAUCUUGGGACUUGACCUGACACUUAUUUCUCUACAUAAAAAACACAUGGUACAAUACCAUUAUGACCGGGACAGGUUCAUCAACUUCUAUGAGGCAGUUAAAGUCAACUCAGCUGUCAUUCACCUCAUGGGUUUCCUAGUUCUUUUGGCAACAGUUCAGCUAUGGAGCCUGCUGUAUCAAAACCCCAGGGUGCGGGUCAUUGGCAGAACACUCAGCAAAGCCUGGGACGAGGUCGUGGGCUUCUUGCUGGUCAUCUUGAUCCUGCUGACAGGCUAUGCCAUUGUGUUUAACCUGCUGUUUGGAUGGAGCAUCUCCAACUACCGAACUUUUCUCAGUUCAGCAGUAACUGUUGUCAGUCUCCUCAUGGGAAUCUCUCAUCACAAGGAGGUUACUGCUGUAAACCCAGUCCUGGGCUCCUUUCUUAUCUUCACCUAUGUUGUUUUGAUGGUACUUGUGAUCAUUAACCUUUUUGUUUCUGCCAUUUUAAUGGCCUUUGGUAAAGAAAGGAAAUCCCUUAAGCAGACUGAGAGAGAGGCCACACUGAUGGAUAUGCUGCUGCUGAAGCUGUCAAGUUUGUUAGGGAUCCAGCAGCAUCAGAGCGCAUGUAAGCAAACAGCCCUAACAGCAACAGCCAUGGACAAAUGAAGGUUUAAAAGGUGAGUUACCUUAAUCCUGUUGUCUCCUCAUG
This is a messenger RNA of Bubalus bubalis (water buffalo), 5546 nucleotides long. It is a transcript of the gene PKD1L3, whose product is annotated as polycystin 1 like 3, transient receptor potential channel interacting. NCBI's taxonomy places the organism in Eukaryota, Metazoa, Chordata, Mammalia, Artiodactyla, Bovidae. Gene Ontology annotation, cellular component: membrane. The transcript has 32 exons. The record is from RefSeq and is a predicted model, not a curated record. Bases 80 to 5503 code for a protein of 1807 amino acids. Gene Ontology annotation, biological process: detection of mechanical stimulus. Gene Ontology annotation, molecular function: calcium channel activity; calcium ion binding; protein binding.